CCGUGUCACAAACGGAAGUGAUUCUUCGUGCUUUUGUGUGCCCGAAAGGCGCUGAGCGGAAACCUGUGUCCGUUACUUAGACUACAGAAACUUCAGGGAUCCACAGAGUUUCUCCUCAGGCUACCAGGAGUCUCCGGGCGUCUCCGUUUCAGCUCGGGACCGGCUGCGCGUCUUAUUGCCGUCAUUUUGUCGCUGUGAGCUGUUAGCUGUUAGCCGGUGUUGUCUGUCAUGGCGGCUGGAGGCGGCGCGGCUCCUGCGAGCGUCGGUGAUGUUGAGGAGGACGCUUCACAGCUGCUGUUUCCUAAAGAGUUCGAGAACGCGGAGACUCUGCUGAACUCCGAGGUCCACAUGCUGCUGGAACACCGGAAGCAGCAGAACGAGAGCGCGGAGGACGAACAGGAACUGUCCGAAGUCUUCAUGAAGACCCUGAACUACACAGCUCGAUUCAGCCGCUUUAAGAACCGAGAGACCAUCACCGCCGUGCGCAGUCUCCUACUGCAGAAGAAGCUCCACAAGUUCGAGUUGGCCAGUUUAGCAAAUCUGUGUCCUGAAGCUGCCGAAGAGGCCAAAGCCCUGAUCCCCAGUUUGGAGGGGCGGUUUGAAGACGAGGAGCUGCAGCAAAUACUGGACGACAUUCAGACCAAGAGAAGCUUCCAGUACUGAGACCGGGACCGGGACUGCAGCCCGGUUCUCCUGCCGGAUCAUCAGGUCCCUGUCCUCCCUGCAGCGCUUCAUUGUUUAUGAACUGAACUGAUUGAUCCUGAUCCCUCUGGCUGGUCAUGUGAUCUGAUGACAUCACACAGGUGUCACACAUUCAGGACUGAACGUUUCCUCCUGCCGUCAAAUAAACUUUCUUUUUUACCUUUUUUACACGACUGCUUGUUGUUGUGAUCUGUCUUUACCCCCCCCGCUGCCCUCCAGCUCCGACUGUGUCCCCCUCCAGCGUCCGUUCACCCCCUCAGUAUUUCAAGAAGAAAUCUCGGAGUAAAGGUGCAGUGUGGGGGGUUUAUGGGGGUCUGUUGGCAGGAAUAAAGGGUUGUCAUCAUGUUUCUGUUACCUGAGUAUUAAUAUGUACAGAGGAAGCACCAUGUUCCUGCAGAGCAGACAAACCACACACCGUCUCCAGAGGAGGACGUUAGACCUGAAGGUGUUCGCUCAGCUACAGUCUGCAGUGUCACCACUAGAUGCCGCUAAAUCCUUCACACUGCUGUAACAAGCCGCUUCUCCAACCUCUAGGCCACGGCCUUUUUUACACAAAACUACAUUUUAAAGAUUUACGUCUUCAGAAGGAACCAAUGAGCUCAAAGCUGAGCCACAGACAGGAAGUCAGUGUUAAGAGACGGACACACGUGUUGGUCUGAGUCUAAAUAUGAGAUCUGUUGGUAAUAAGGAAACUGCAGAAUUAAAUAAUUUAUUUAAAA
Chelmon rostratus (copperband butterflyfish) is the source of this 1421-nucleotide messenger RNA. RefSeq names its product RNA polymerase II subunit D (gene polr2d). Gene Ontology annotation, molecular function: translation initiation factor binding; nucleotide binding. The transcript has 4 exons. Bases 229 to 663 code for a protein of 144 amino acids. Gene Ontology annotation, biological process: mRNA export from nucleus in response to heat stress; transcription initiation at RNA polymerase II promoter; nuclear-transcribed mRNA catabolic process, deadenylation-dependent decay. The record is from RefSeq and is a predicted model, not a curated record. Gene Ontology annotation, cellular component: RNA polymerase II, core complex; P-body. NCBI's taxonomy places the organism in Eukaryota, Metazoa, Chordata, Actinopteri, Chaetodontiformes, Chaetodontidae.